UAGUGUGGUGGUCGGUGGGUUCCGCUUUUAGCUCGACCAAACCGAAAUGCCCGAGCCCCACCACCAUACCCGCCGUGCACGGCUGUGGGUUGAAUUCGUGGCUGUGGUUUCCUGUAUUUUUCUCAGGUGUGCGGAAAAUAUGGUCACAUCUCACCUACCCCUUUCCCUUGCCUAACCCCAAAACCCUCCCCCGCUCUACCCUCCUUGUCCUCUCUCUCUCUCACCUACCCCUUUCCCUUGCCUAACCCCAAACUCCCCCGCUCUACCCUCCUUCUGUCCUCUCUCUCUCUCUCUCUGUUGCGAGUCGUUGCUGAUUCUCGUCGGCAUCGGAAUGGAGGCCAAGCUACUCGGAGUCGCCUCUCCUGCAAUGUAUAGUUUCAACUCAUCAAAGUCCACUCGUCUUCUUCCUCCUCAACUGAAGAGGCAAACAUGUUGCAGCUUUGGAUUCUUCAAUUCCAUGUCGAUGAAGCAUUGUAUGCCAGUUCAAGUCUCUGCAAUUUCAAUCGGAUUGCCAAAGAAAGAAAGGAUUGAUGAAACUGACAGCUACACUCUAGAGGGUAUAAGACAUUCUUUAAUUCGACAAGAAGACAGCAUUAUAUUUUGCCUCUUGGAGAGAUCUCAAUAUUGUUAUAAUGCUGAUACAUAUGACCCUAAUGCAUUCUUGGUGGAUGGAUUCCAUGGCUCUUUGGUGGAUUUCAUGGUCAGAGAAACUGAAAAGCUUCAUGCUCAGGUUGGAAGAUACAAGAGUCCUGAUGAGCACCCUUUCUUCCCAGAUGACAUUCCUGACACAAUGCUGCCACCUCUCCAGUACCCUCAGGUUCUUCAUCCCAUUGCUGAUUCAAUCAAUAUCAACAAUAUAGUGUGGAAAAUGUAUUUCAGAGAUCUUCUUCCAAGACUAGUUAAGGAAGGCAAUGAUGGUAACUGCGGAUCAGCUGCAGUCUGUGACACAAUUUGCUUGCAGGCUCUGUCCAAGAGAAUUCAUUAUGGCAAAUUUGUAGCUGAGGCUAAAUUCCGGGCUUCACCAGAUGAUUAUAAAACUGCCAUUAGAGCACAAGACAAGGCCCUUCUUAUGGAUUUACUGACUUAUCCAGCAGUCGAAGAGGCAAUAAAGAGGAGAGUGGAGAUGAAAGCCAAAACAUAUGGGCAAGAGGUUACUGAUUGUCUAGGGGAUCAAGAUGGAGGUGAUCCAGCAUACAAGAUAAAACCAAGCCUGGUUGCUGAUCUAUACGGAGACUGGAUCAUGCCUUUGACAAAGGAAGUUCAAGUUAAGUACUUGUUAAGAAGGCUUGAUUGAGUCCUGGGGUUUCAUCUGUAUAUAAACCUCUAGGUGUAUUAAUCAUAUGAAUAUGUGACAUAGCUAUUACCAUCAAGAUUUGGUUGUGUGCUGAACAAAUAUUGUUUUUGAGGGAACAGUCUGAAACUUUGUGGGUGUUGUCUCUGCUGUUCUGAUGCAUAAGGUAAUAUCAUUCUGUAAAAAUGGUUUUAUAUUAUCAUCCAUGUUAUUACGGUUCAAAUAGAAGAUGGAUUCUUAUUUGCUGAGGUGAAGAAGUUGGUAUAAGCUGAGCAAUUGUGGAAUCAAUAGUUGAAUAUUGGAAGCAAUCAGUGCUUACUGCUUUGUGAAAAUUUCUAUCUACAUAGUCAACACAUGCUGGAGCAUAUCCAUCUUGCCCUGGAAUGCUGGGCCCACUGUACGUGCAUGCAAGUGCAAUGAAGACAAGGGUUGGUUCCAACUUAAUAUUUUUAGUUGAAUGAGCAAACUUAAAGAGACUUUUUUUCAGUUAAG
Messenger RNA from Diospyros lotus (date-plum), 1783 nucleotides. Its product is annotated as chorismate mutase 1, chloroplastic-like. NCBI's taxonomy places the organism in Eukaryota, Viridiplantae, Streptophyta, Magnoliopsida, Ericales, Ebenaceae. Gene Ontology annotation, molecular function: chorismate mutase activity. The record is from RefSeq and is a predicted model, not a curated record. The transcript has 6 exons. The coding region runs from base 332 to 1294 and encodes 320 amino acids. Gene Ontology annotation, biological process: aromatic amino acid biosynthetic process; chorismate metabolic process. Gene Ontology annotation, cellular component: cytoplasm.